AUGGUAGUUAGGAUUAUAGUGGAUGGUAGUGGAAUUAUUUACAGAGAUGAGGGUGAUGGUUUCAAAACUCCCUCCAAGAAUUUGGUAUUGACUUCUUAUGGGAAGGAAGAGGAAGUGCCCGAAGUAAAGGAGGGUAUGGUUUUCCCUAAUUGGGAGGGGAUUGAUACUCAACUGAAGGCGUAUGGGAGGCAAAAGGGAUUUUAUUUUGUCCGUCAUUGUGGUUCGUCGAAGAAAUGUACUAGCAGUAGCUUGUCACAUGAUGGGUCUGAAAUUGGAAUAGUAGAUAAACAGAAUCGUAAUUUUAUGUGGACUUGUGAGUGCUAUGGUCUUCCUGAAAGGAAGCGGAAGGUCAGUUGUGAUGAUGGUUCUGAUUUGAUGGUUCUUGUUGGCAGUGGUGUACGCAAGUCUAAGAAAUGUGAAUGUCCCGUACAUGUAUUUUCUAGUGUAAAUGAGAUAGGGCAAUGGGUUAUACGUAGAUCAGUCAUGGGACAUGCAAAUCACCACCCAACCCCGGGUAAGUCCCGAACAAUUUCUUCAUUAUGGAAGCAGUUCAUUGAAGAUAAUCCUCAUGUAGGUCGGGAAUUUGAGGUGUGUAGGAAGGCUGGCAUGCGGCCAAAUCAAGUGUAUAAUUUGAUGUCAACCAAGAGGAAUGGUAAAGCGCACGUGCCCUUUUCACAGAAGGAUCUUCAUGAUUAUGCUGCUAAACUGAGAAAGGAAAAGUCGAAAGGGGGAGGUGCUAGGGCGAUGUUUUCUUACUUUGAGAAGAUGAAAGACGAUAAUCCUGAAUUUUUUCACGUGUUUAGGCAAGGUGAUGAUGGGCUCUUGCUAGAUGUUCUUUGGGUUGAUGCUCGUAGUAGAGCGGCGUAUGAGGAGUUUGGUGAUGUUGUAUGCUUUGACACCACCUACUUGACCAAUCAAUAUAGAAUGCCAUUUGCGAAUUUUGUAGGUGUAAAUCAUCAUGGGCAAAGCAUAUUACUUGGAUGUGCUUUGGUAUCUCGUGAGACAGCUGACACCUUUGAGUGUAUAUUUAGUCAUUGGUUGGAGUGUAUGGGAGGUAAAGCGCCCAUCGGGAUAUUGACCGAUCAGGAAGCCGCUAUGAGGAAGGCUUUAAGGUCGUCAACCAUGAGUCAAUCAUGUCAUAGGUGGUGUCUAUGGCACAUUACGUAUAAGUUUCGUAAGAAGCUCGGAAAGAAUGUAGAGUACCUUGAUUUGAAGGAAGAUCUGGAGCAUGCGAUUUAUGAUAGUCUUGAUGCUGAUGAAUUUGAAAUGAAUUUGGCAACUGUGAUGGAGCGGUAUACCCUGUCAAAGAAUGAAUCUGAUUGGCUUGAAGGUAAGUAUGCUUGCAACCUUCUUUUUUGA
This is a messenger RNA of Spinacia oleracea (spinach), 1359 nucleotides long. RefSeq names its product protein FAR1-RELATED SEQUENCE 5-like. The record is from RefSeq and is a predicted model, not a curated record. Lineage: Eukaryota; Viridiplantae; Streptophyta; Magnoliopsida; Caryophyllales; Amaranthaceae. The transcript has 2 exons. Bases 1 to 1359 code for a protein of 452 amino acids.